Molecule: messenger RNA, 1487 nt
Organism: Paramecium sonneborni
Lineage: Eukaryota; Ciliophora; Oligohymenophorea; Peniculida; Parameciidae
Source: the annotation of a GenBank genome assembly
AUGAAUUAUAUAAGAGAAAAAGUAUCUGGAAAAAAGAAACGAUUCAUAAAGGAAGGAUAUAAUUUAGAUCUAACAUAUGUAACAAAAAGAAUAAUUGCAAUGAGUUAUCCUGGAGAAGGAUUAGAAGGUUUAUAUAGAAAUCCAAUAGAUUAGGUUGAAUAAAUUAAAUAUAGUUAGGUUGCUACAUAUUUAAAUACAUAACAUAAUAGAGAUUAUAUGGUAUUUAAUUUAAGUGGUAGAAAAUAUGAUCGUUCAAAAUUUGGAGGAGAAGUAUAAGAUGAUUGGUAAUGGAAAGAUCAUCACUCUCCUUCAUUAGAUCUUUUGUUUGAAAUAUGUGAUCUUAUUCAUGGGUAUUUAAAAGGUGAGAUUGUUUUUAAAAAUUAGGUGAUAAAGUUAAUGUAGUAGUAAUACAUUGUCUUGCAGGUAAAGGUAGAACAGGAACUAUUAUUUGUUGUUAUUUGCUUUAUACUGGUAAAUUUCAGAGUGUAGCUGAUGUACUAUACUACUAUGGCACAUAAAGAUUUGAAGUAGAGGGUUUAGGAGUUAAUCAACCUUGUUAGAUGAAAUAUAUUGAAUAUUUCUAUAAACUUUUAACAAUGGGUAUUAAAGGUUAGAUUGUUUAUCCAACAUUUAUUAAUAUCAAGAGAAUAACAUUUUAGGGAAAGUAAUGUUUCAUUAUAUAUUAUUUUAAGAGCUCCUGCUUUUAGCAUGAAUGGAACUUGCAAACCAUAUAUGUAAAUUAUUUAAGUAAAAGGUGAUAAAGAAAUUUAUUCAACACAAAAAGAUGCAAAAAAAUAUAAAGGAGUUUCACAUGAUGUAAAUCAUUUAUAUUAAUUUAAGUUAUUAUUUGGAAAAGUUAUUCCCAUAUGUGGAGAUAUACUAAUUAAAGUUUUUAAUGAUGGAAUGCUCAAAAAUUAAAAAAUGUUCAGAUUAGCAUUCAAUACAGCUUUUAUUGAUGAAACUGCUUAAAAGUAAUAUAUUAUUAUAUUAUAAGCACAUUAUAAUUCUCUUUAAAGGAUUUAGAUCCAUCUUAAUUACUUAAAGAUGAUAGAUUUGAUAAAAAUUUUUAAGUCGUUGUAUAUAUAUUUUUAAAAUUAGAUUUAUAGAUCUAAAUUGAGCCAUGCAUAAAAUGCAAUAAUAAAACAGAAUUUAAUUAGUUGUGUAAUUUUUGUAAACCUCAUUUGAUAAAUGAAGAAAAAUAAUGGAAUAAAAUAAUAGGAUUAAUAAGUUAAUAUAAAGUGCCUGAUGAUGAAUUGGCUACAGAAUUAUUAUUUAUUAAUAAAUCUUUUGAUGAUGUUGAAGAAAUAAUGUAAUUUAAACGAAGUGAAAAUUCAAAUGAUUAUGAUCCAAAAACUCUUGAAAACAUAAAUAAAAGAUCAAGAGCAAAAACAAUAAAAUUUUAAUAAGAAUAAUUAUAGCAAUAAUAAUAAUAAAUUUAAUAAUAAGAAGGAUAAUGUUUCUAAGAAAAUGAUAUUCAAAAUUAAUGA